Molecule: messenger RNA, 313 nt
Organism: Paramecium octaurelia
Lineage: Eukaryota; Ciliophora; Oligohymenophorea; Peniculida; Parameciidae
Source: the annotation of a GenBank genome assembly
AUGGUUUUUUUUUCGAUUACUUGUGAUUAUUCAUUUGGAGCAUUAAGUGGAAAAACUUUCCUAGUAGAUGUUUAAUAAUCUCAACCUAGAGUUAGAGAUUUAAAAGUAUAAUGCUACUUUAAUUAACUAGGAAUAAAUUAAAUAUUCGGUGGAGGAAUUAGAAAACUUUGAAGUUGGUGUUAUUUAUUAAGGAAAUCAACUAGAUAAUAUGGACUUCUUGCCUGAGCUUGAUAUGUAAGAAUAAUAUUCCAUUAAUGUUUAAAUAACAAAGUUUGGAGAAAAGUAAAAACAGGAUGAUUGUAGUAUGAUGUGA